Manihot esculenta (cassava) is the source of this 1720-nucleotide messenger RNA. RefSeq lists its product as uncharacterized. The transcript has 4 exons. The record is from RefSeq and is a predicted model, not a curated record. The coding region runs from base 654 to 1049 and encodes 131 amino acids. Lineage: Eukaryota; Viridiplantae; Streptophyta; Magnoliopsida; Malpighiales; Euphorbiaceae.
AGGAAGAUCUGCAAAGGCAGCAGGCAAAUUUAUCUGCUGCCUUUUCUGCACCAUCUGUAAACCAAAGGAUUACACAUCCAUUAAAGAUAGAUAUUACCUCUGUGUCUCUCAAAAUGGCCCAGCUGGUCCAAUUUUUAUGUAGAGCAAGAGAUAAACCAAAAACCAUUCACCAAAUAUAUAAGGAAGAUACAAUUUGGAUAUAUAUAUGUCUUCAAUUUUCCUCCAACCACACCUCUCUUCCUAUCUCCUUAACACAUACCCAUAAAGAUUUUCUUACCUUAAAUGCCCUUCUCUCAAUCCCUUCUUCCUUCUCUAUUUCUUCAUGGCCCUGCUUUUGGGUUCUUUCGUUCUGCCAAGUUCAGUGUGAGGGAACACCAGAUGCACCGAUGUUUUCUCUCUAUUUAGUUCUUCUCAAGUCGAAUUGGGUUUCGGUUUUCUUUUAUUGACUCUACAGAUUUUCAGUUGGUGUUCAUCGUUUCUGAUUUUUCUUUUUGUUAAUUCUUUCAAAUCUUUAUCAGAAUUUGAGUCUUAUCUAGGAAUUGAUGUAAAAAGAAAGCUCAAUUUGCUUUUGUUGGGUAUUGAGGGAGGAGAAGGAGGAGGAGGAUCAAUUCUCUGUUUAUACCGCCCAAACCCUACGGAUAAUAAAUUGUUUAAUGCUGAAGAAUAACAUGGGUCAAUCUCAAUUCAUUAAGGAAGCUAGCUUUAAAUUGAAACAACAAAACCUGCUUCAGGAUUUCCUGGGAUUGCAAAAGGAUUUUGUUUCAAAGAAGAGAAAAUUGCAGAUGACAAAGCAGAAGAGAGACAUUCUAUUGGCUGAAGUUCGCUUUUUAAGGCAGAGGCAUAAAUAUUUAAUGGCUAUGCAGUGGCAUAAUCUUCAGCAGGCUCAAGAACCAAUUCCACCACAAAAUUCAUCUAUGCAAACUGAGGAUGUUGGGAAAUUGUGGAGAACAGAGACAAAGCUCAAGAAUGGCAUAAUCAAUGGCAAAAGAGUUAAGAAGAAAAUCUCAUGGAAAGAUCAGUCAACUGUAAUGAAGUGUGGAAGAAACUGAAAGAGGGAACUGGGAGGCAGCUGCAUAUCUGAAGGAGAGGGCUGAACCAGCAGCUAGUGGUUCUCCAUUGUUGACUACACGGUCAUUUCUAGCAAGUUUCUUGAAUAUUUUGGUGUUGAUGAAGAUUCCAGAGCUGAAAUCACAAAUGAGAUGCAUAUUGGCAAUGGAACAUCCAGUUGAACAAGUGUUAGUAAUUUCCACCGAGAAAGUUUGUGUCCCAUCUGGUUGCAUACCCACUUGGCCUUGUGCAAUUGCUAUGUCAUUCUUUGAACACUGGUCAGCCUCUCCAGUAAUAGUAGUCCCUGCAUAUAUAAAAACUCUCAGGAAUUAGAUUUCCCCUCUAUAACAUAGAGAAGAAUUUAGUUUUUCAUCAAGAAUAUGCAGGGGCAUUAUCCAGAUCAGUAACACAAUAUAUACAUAUAUAUACCAUGCGAUAGAGCUUCAUCGUGGUGGUGGUGGCGGACGGAAUCAACAACAGCCGGGACUGAGAGGAUGAAAAUAAUGCAGAGAAUCAAGUAGAGGUUUGAUGCCAUUUUAGAGUGAUGGGUGGUGAUGCUUCUUGCAAAGCCAGUAAACGACGGAAAUGUAAAUUGCAAUUGUUUAAAGGGUUUCUUAUAGCCAGCCCUUGAUUAGGGCAGUAAUCAAGAGCCAGACAACUGGUUUAAUUGCCA